Messenger RNA from Schistosoma spindalis, 1719 nucleotides. The record is from the annotation of a GenBank genome assembly. NCBI's taxonomy places the organism in Eukaryota, Metazoa, Platyhelminthes, Trematoda, Strigeidida, Schistosomatidae.
GCGGAUUUUUGGUCACGACCGGUACCUCAUGGAAUCUCGAUUUAAGAAGACGUGCUAUGAGUUAAAGGAUCAUGGAGUGCUCCACCACCAUGGUGCGGAAGAUCCCUGGAGCCUAAGUGUUUUUAAGAAAAAAUUCCAUGUUGAAAUUAUUCGUCAUGGCGAAGAGUCUGAUACAAUGGAAUUCGAUAUGAUUAAUUUGGAUUGCUCCUUCGCUAAUGCAGUUCGGCGAAUUUUGGUCUCUGAAGUUCCUUCUCUCGCGAUAGAAAGGGUUUAUGUUUAUCAGAACACGAGUAUAAUGCCGGACGAGGUUAUGUGUCAUCGUCUUGGCUUAAUCCCACUCGCUGUUGAUCCCAAAUAUUUUUUGUUCCCCACAAAAAAGCCUCCUGCUUCCGACGACUUAUCAGGGUUUGACCCUAAAGAACACUUAGUAUAUGAUAUGCGUGUUGGUUUUACCCGUUCUAGCAAAGAUUCGCAUAAUAAACCUGGAAAAGAUAAGGAUGACACUUUACCUGUGGCUCAGUAUUUACCAGUGUACAGUUCGGAUCUCAAGUGGAUACCACUAACCGGUCAGGAGGAUCAUUUUAAUGUCAAUAAUCCUCCUAUACCAGUAUCAUCGACAAUACUUAUCAAUAAAUUAGCUCUUGGUGAUGAAAUCGAAGUUCGAUGUGUUGCAGUGAAAGGAAUCGGCCGAGAUCAUGCUAAAUUUUCACCAGUCGCAGCAGCUUACUAUAAAUUUCAUCCAAUUAUCAAACUUCUUCGUACAAUUGAAGGGGAACAGGCAGUUAAGUUGCAAAAAAGUUUUGCAUCUGGUGUGAUUGGAAUAAACCCAAAAACUGGUCAAGCCUUUGUCGAUAAUGCUCGUUUAGAUAAUGGUUCUCGAGAACAUAUGCGUCAUCCUGAAUUCCGUGACGACGUUAUUUUCGUUGGGAUGGAUUCAUCACAUUGUAUUUUCACUGUUGAAACGAUAGCUCCUGGUAGCCGCCCUCCAUCAUCAUUAGUCCGUUGUGCCUUAGGUGUUAUGAUUAGCAAAUGUUCACAUUAUAUGGCUGUUACAGAAACACCUGGUUUUGGAGAUCACGUUGAGGAGUGUAAACCACUCAUUGAUAUACCUAAAGAUAACACUGAAAGUCAUACAACUGAAAAAAAUCUAUUAUUUCCUAAAGGUAAUCGUAGUCAUUUAAAUGGACGUGAAGUUGGGCUUGAAGUAGUGCAUAUCUCACAUGACAAAUCACGUGCAACAUUUACUUUUUUUGGAGAAGAUCAUACAUUAGGUUUAGCGCUUAGAUAUUGCAUUCUACGAGAUGAGUCAGUUAGCUUUUGCGGUUAUUGUGUACCCCAUCCUUUAGAGGAUAUGAUUAAUUUUGACAUUCAAAUGAAAAAAGGUUCAGCUAUCGAUGCUCUACGAAAUGGUCUCCAAUGUCUACGGGAUUGUUUUCAACAUAUGAAGCAAACAUUUAUAUCAGCAAUGAAAAUUUCAAAAAGUACUAGAAAAUCAUCAUAAUAAACUGUUUUUCUUCUUUUCAAUUGUAUAUUUUCGCUUCGAUUUUUUUAGACUAUUUCUAAUACUGUUACAAAACAGGAACUGUACAAUAAACAAUUCAAAAGUUGAAAAAAAAUACAAUACUAAUAACGAUAAUCUGAAAGUGUAAUGUAAUUUUUCUAACUCACCUAACCUAAACAAAUAUUUCCAGAAAAAAUCAAAACUACUUUAAACCAUGC